Molecule: messenger RNA, 4974 nt
Organism: Arctia plantaginis
Lineage: Eukaryota; Metazoa; Arthropoda; Insecta; Lepidoptera; Erebidae
Source: the annotation of a GenBank genome assembly
AUGGUAACGAUUGUUGACGAUUUAGAUUCUUUAACUUUGCAAGAACCAAUUUUCAAGGAUGUCAAAUACUAUGUCUCCGGCGAUGUCUCGCAAAGGAUUAUGUUGUUACUCCAAGCAGGAGGUGCGGAAAGUACGAAAUAUUUUUCUGACUAUGUCACACAUCUAAUCUGCGGUCAAGAUGCUGAAGACACAGACAUCGAUGAAGCCCAGGAUAUUUACCAGAUUCCUGCUGUGACUGAGCACUGGGUGCUAGCGUGUUGUCGUCUGAAGAAAUUGGCCAACCCCAAGCCUUAUAGCCCUAAUAAGAAUAAGAUAUUUACCAACAUUGUAUGUUGUAUAUCUAAAGUUAGUGCCGCCGACGCGAAAACCCUGUUCUCGCUUAUCACAUAUCAUGGUGGCAAAGUUAGUUUGAACUUGAACUCUCAGUGUACUCAUGUGAUCUGUGGUUCAGCUAAUGGCAAGAGGUACAAUACUGCUCUAACACUUCCCCCAUCAAAGGUAAAGGUAGUGACACCUGACUGGGUAUUGGAAAGUAUAAGGGCGAGAAUACAAGUUGUUGCAGAAAUAUUUCACCCAAAGUUGUUAGUAGUGCCACAACCGCCUCCGAAAGUUAUGGACCGUAUAAGUGCUAUCACAGGGUUUGAUUUUGAAGAAAGUAUUGCUAAAAACGAAGUGCCCACUCAAAACAUGACUGAGAACAAAGAUGAUAGUACACAAGCUUUAUUGGAUAAAUUAAAGCAAAGGAUGCCAUGGAAUCAUCCUCCAAGUAAUUCCAACGCUUCAGUAGUAUCAACAACACCAAUAAGUUCUAUGGGAUAUACAUCCUCUUCAAUACCAACAUCCAGUAUAAUGAGCAAAUCUAUACCACAAGGGAUUGUUACUCAGAAUGUGCAAUUACAAGGUAAUCAGGGUAAUUCUUCACUCUUGCAAAAGUUUGGCCAGCAAAGUACAAUAGUGUCACAGGCAAAUAUGCAAGGACUGCAGAAUCAACAGCUUACAAUGCAGCAACUUCAGCAGCAACAACAACAACAACAGCAGCAGCAACAACAACAACAACAGCAGCAACAACAACAACAACAACAGCAGCAGCAGCAGAAUUACAAUCAAAGUCAACAACAGCCACAUGGACUGACAGCAAUACAAUUACAACAACAAAAGAUGUUGCAGCAGCAUCAACUAAAAAUGCAAAUGUUGCAACAAAAUAAGCUGGGUAACCAACAGAAUCAAUCUGGAUUUCAGCCCAAUGUUUCUGUAUCUCAAAUGUCUCAGAUGCCCGGCCAAUUACAACAACAAAUUCAGAGUAAUCAGCAUCAUAUCCAACAAAAUAUUAAUCAACCCCCAACAUCUAUGAGUUCAGCACAACAACACAUUGAAAACAUUAGUCAAAUGCUGAGUCAAAGCGCUAACAAUUUGCAACAACAACAAAACAUGGCUAUGAAGCAGAGCUUGAGUUUUAGUCAACAAAGUGCAUCUCAGGCUGUUCAGAAUAUUGCCCAACAGCUAGCGCAGUCUACUCAAAACCUGCAAAAUGCUAAAUUGAGUCAGAACUUAAGUCAAGCUCAAGUAAUUAAUCAACAGUUGAUCACAACAGGACAACAGCUGCCUUCACAAAACCAAAAUCUUAUACAACAACAAACAGUGCAGUCACUAAACAAUCAACAACAAAAUAUUAAUAUGGGUGUAGUUACUCAAGGUCUGGUCUCAUCAUCUCAAGGUCAAUCUGGUCAAGGAGUACAACUAAACCAGCUCGUAGGCAAUACAAACCAACAGACUGUGUUGGGUCAGCAAAUACAAUCAGUACAACAGACUAUUCAAACUCAGCAGAACUCCAAUGUUCAGGGGACAUGGAGGCAAAACAUCCAAAUGGUACAAGGACAGCAUCAACUUAUAAGGAAUCCUUUAGUACAAUCUAGGGCUCCUCAAAGCCAAGUUAUAUUGCAGCAGCAAAUUAUGCAAACGCAACAAGCUUUGAUUAACAACCAACAACCGCAGUUAAGUCCUCAGCAUACAAUUCAGCAAGGUUCUCAACAGAUACUUCAACAACCUAUUGGUCAGCAAGGGCAAUCCAUCAACCAGACCCAUCAUCAAAUAUUAUUUCAAAAACAACAGUUGCUUAGUAAUUCUGGCCAGCAACAAAUAGUUCAAGCAUCCCAGCAAGUGCUAAUAAACCAACAUACUGGGCAACAGCAGAUAUUGGUGCAUGGCAAUCAACAAGUAACUUUGCAAGGUGGACAACAAAUUGUUUCUCAAAACCAGAUUGUUCACCAAGGCGGUCAGAUAGUGAACCAGGGUGGCCAGCAAAUUAUCACACAGGGUUCCCAACAAGUUUUAUCACAAGGUGGUCAGCAUAUGAUUACUCAGCAAGGACAGCAACACCAGGUGGUAAUAGCACAAUCUCCACAGCAAAUUGUGACACAAUCUGGACAGCAGAUAUUGGGUCAAACUGUUGGACAAACCCAGCAGGUACUAACACAAAUGCCACAGUCACCACAAGCUGGAGGUCAGUUGGCAGCUGGGGGUAGUAUCCAGCAGAUCAUCACUCAUGGAGGUACUCAACAGAUCGUAUCACCUGGAGGACAAAAUGUCUCAUGGCAGCAACAGCAAUAUUUACAGAGACAGCAAAUUGCGCAGCCUGGGACUGUGGGACCUAGGGUGACAUGGUCGGGUGGAGGUCGUCAGCUAAUCCACUUAGAUGCGCAGACACAUGCUCAGUUGCAACAGAUGAAACCUCAGGAGCGCGCAGUCUUCGUAGCACAGUUGCAGAAACGACGACAGCUUUCAAUACAGCGGGCGGCUGCCAUCGCACAACAGCAUACGGGAGGCUCACCGGGUGCUCAAGCACCGGCAGGCGCUCAAGGUGUAACGUUCAUCCGUAGCCCUCUUACACCAGGACUAGCUCAACAACAGCAGGUACAAUGGCUGCAACAACAGGGUGCAAGAGCAGCGACAAUUCCAGCUGCUACACCCGCAGCGCCUCCACAAUCGCCAGUAGGCGUUCCCGGUGUUGCAAGUCCAGUCGGUGCUUCACCCGGCGGUGGAGGAGGAGUGGAAACUCAAAUACAGCAAUUACAGCUGCAAAGGCAACAACAUUACCAGCGCUUACAGCAGCUGCAGGCGCAGAGAGACCAGGUGGUUCAUCAUCAUAAACAAGUGGUAUCGCCAGGGGUUACACAACAUGUAGUAGGUGGGACGCCGCUCGCGGAACAAACGGUAGAAGGCGCUCUACUCACCCCCACUACACCUGAUCAACAACAAAUAGAGAACACCUGUGUUGCAGGCAACGCGUUGCUGGUGAAUCCGAAGACCAAAACGGCUCUGGCGAACAUGUUGAGCAUCCGUCUGCAGGGUGGGAACGGUGGGGCGGAGCACGAGCCGUCGGCGUCGGGCACGCUGCGGCUGAUGACGGCGGCGCACGCGCGGCCGGCGCCGCCCGCGGGCGCGCCGCGCCUGCUGCUGCAGCACCACCACCACAAGGUGUACGCGCCGCCCGCGCGCCCGCCGCCUGCGCGCGCGCAGUUCUACGGACACAACCCCAACCUCAAGCUGCCUCCUGAUCUCUUCCUGCUCGGGUGUGUCUUCCAUAUUGUGGAGUACCAUCAGUCGUGGGGAUCAGAACGCGUGUCUCGUUGGGGGGAAGCUAUACAACGUCGCGGUGGUGAGCUGGAACCCGUGUACUGCGCCAGGGUCACUCACGUGCUGUGUGAGACGCAGAAACAUGGGGUUGUCAUGCAGGCUCUGCGAGAUGCAAAACGCUGUGUAACGGCGUACUGGCUGUCCGACGCUAUGCUGAGACGUGGCGUGGCGCCGCCCUGGCACGCGCUGCACCUGCCGAGCAUGUACGCGCCCCGGGACCGACCCGCCAGGCACCACCGCGCCGCCAUCUCUGGCUGGAGAGACGAAGAGAGAGAUAGAGUCACCUUCUGUAUUGAACAUAUUGGCGCUAAGCUGACGCCUUACAUGACCCGAGACAACACAGUGUUAAUCUGCAAACGUGCGGAGGGCAACAAGUACCGGCGAGCGCGCGAGUGGGGCAUCCCCGUGGUUACGGCCGCCUGGCUCACUGACCUGCUACUGGGGAACAUGAGCGCACUCUCACAGAUCGAGAAUGUCAAAUAUCAACAGUUCAAUCUGACAAGUCCGUUUCGAAUGGAUUACAGUCUGGUUUCACAUCUAAUGAACGCGUGGAAGAUGCCGAUCAACAUAACGCAGGAGUCGCACGAGCGCGCCAAGCGCAGCGCGGCGGCGGCGCUGGGCGGGCGGCGCGCCAAGCGGCCGCGCCUCGCCUCGCCCCCGCCCGCCCCCGCGCCCGCGCCCCCGCCCCCCGCGCCGCCGCCCCUGCACCUGGCGCCGCGCGUGCUGUUCUCCGCGCUGCCGCAGAAGCACACCAACAAGCUGGCCGCCGUAGUCAGGCAACUCGGCGGAUUAGUAGUUACCAACCCCGCAGAGGCAACACAUCUCGUCAUGGAGAAACUAGUCAGGACAUGCAAAUUGGUCAGCUGCUUGGUCACGGUCAAACACCUUCUUACACCAGAAUGGGUACAUGAAAGCCAACGUCUCAAUAAAUUCGCCGAUGAAGCCAAGUACGGCCUGAGAGACGAAAACUUCAACAAAAUGUUUAAAUGUGAUAUUGCUGAAGUAUUACUAAGCGGGGAACAGAGAAAAAGACUGUUGGAAGGUGUCACGUUCUUCUUGACACCAUGCGUAAAGCCUUCAAGAGGUGCCUUGACAGAAAUGAUAGAGUUAUGUGGAGGGAAAGUGGAGAAGAACCGACGUUCGUAUGUUUCUAUACAAGAAAUGCACAACCAAAAGCCAUAUAGCUAUUUAGUGCUGACCGUGCCAAACGAUUUGCACCUGGUUUAUUACUUAUUACAAUCUGAGAAAACGUUAAACGUGGUCUGUAGUACUGAAGUGGUUCUAUCAGCUAUCAUGAGACAGAAGCUCGAGGUAGAGGAGUUUCUUGUCAAAAUAGACUAG